CAACGUCAUGCCUCAUCCUCACAAUCUCAUCAACCCGUCUCGAGCCAACCACCAGGACAAGCAAGCAGCAACCGAGCAGGACUCAUCGGAACUGGAGAUCUACCAACUCAAACCACCCGACUGGAGAUUACCCACCCAGCUUAACCGCCCCGAGCUCGGCUAUCCAGGCCUACAUCCCACACACCCUGGUCAACAUGAAGAUGCAAUCACGAAGUCGUUGGUCCAAUGGGGUUUCUCCGCUCAAAUGCUCGUCUCAACGGAAUCAUUCUCAGCACAUCAGAUGAUCUAUAAGAAAAUCACUGAUGAGGCCGCUUUCAACGUCUCCUCAUCCGCCCUUGCGGCCCUAAUCGAGGCCAGACGUAGGUAUUGUGCCAUUAACAGCUACGACACCGAAUCGACAAUCAAAGUGCCUGGACGAGUGACGUUAAACGAACAGAAACGGGAAAACUGGCUGCGCGAAUUGGCCGACAGCUCGGUGCCUCUGUUGAAACUCUCUAAAAACGUCCCCCAUGGGUUCAAGGGUGAAAAGCUGCUGGAGAUGUUGGUCAGUCGCAAGAUAGAUUCUUCGAGGGCAACCUGGUACAUUCGAUUGAUCGGAUUAAAUGAAAUCAAUGCGCAAAGAAAUAAGAACGAGCUCAGUCACAUCCGAUACACACUUUCGUUUACAUCUGAUGUGUGCCAGUUUCUUCAAAAGCAACUUGCCGAAGUCACCGUGCCCUUACAAACCAAUCUAUCCUCAUCUACUACGAGCUUGAUCACCACCAGUAGUCGCCUGGCUGCAAUGAAUGUGAGAAGUAAGCCGAGGUCGAGCACUCUCUCUGAUCCCGAGACACGUAAACAUUGGGUUGCCAAAUGGAAUCAAAGUCGCAUGCUCUUAAAACGAUUGUAUUUCGAGUCUUUGCUCGAUCAACCCACGUUUUUUAAAUGGCUGAUCGAUCAGUUGAGACUCGCCAACCUCGCCCAAAUUAACUUCUUGCUCGAAAUCCAUCAUUCGGUGCUCGAUCGCUUCAACUUAUCUUCCAACUUAGUCAGAGGCUUUGUUGAAGCUUGUUUGUUUCAGAUCCGCUUCUUGGAGCGUAGGCUCAAGCUGGCUGUUCAGAGUGCCUUCAUCUUUUGCCCCGAUAAUUUCGUUUGGCCUGACAUAUGGAUUUCCAAUAAAGUUUUACUGGAAGAGAUUAUAUUGGCGAACUUUCCACGAAGUACAGAUGACAUCAGCUCUCUGAAGCACAAUUCUCAGACAAACCAACUCCGGGAAAUCUUGAAAGGUGAUUUUUAUGCCGUCAAUUGGAGAGUAAAUGAGUUGAUUGGUGAUGUGGGCGUUGGCACUGGGAUUGUUGGAAAUAUUUUUAGGCGACGUGUGCAGUUAGUCGAGAUCCUAGAUAGCUAUACAGAUUACAACGAUUGCUCGAAGCUUUAUUAUAAGUAUUUCCUCAACCCGUCGGUGGCAGGCCAUAUUCCGGUGUCAUUCAAAGACAAGCUGGAAGUGUUGCUCUCCUGGGCAACGACCCCCUUACGGACCUCUGACAAAAGAGUUCACUUGGUCGCCAGUACGCUCUCAUAUGUUAAACACGAUUACAAGAAGAAUGGAGACGAGUUUCAAAACAUCCUCGUUGGCUGGUUGGAGCAGAUCGAAAGUAUCGAAGGGGGCGACUUGUUGGUCCGACUGUUCUCCGAACUUUCUCGCCGGAAUAUCUUCUCCUAUGGCGCUUAUGUUCAACGAAUGGUAGCCAAAGGUGAAACUGAAUGUGACAUCGUCGCAGGAAAGGCAAGUGGUUUGCAGGCUUUGCUGAGCGAAUGGAUGCCAUUGGCGUCAUCCAAGUCAUCCAGAGAGCGAAGCAGUUCCAUCAAACGCUCACCCGGUCGUGACUCCGCGCGAAAUGGACUGAUGGCUAUCAUCGCUGAUUUUAAUUCCGCUAUAGCUUCUGCAGAUUACGGAAGAUUCACCUCACUCCUCAAACGCCGACUUGAUGUUCGACAAGCAACUUCAGCUAAUAGAAAGUUACUCGCCGAAAUAUUACCUAACGCCCUCGUCCACCUUGUCAGUGAACUAACAUUUCCGAGUGUUUCGGGAUCAGGUUUUCUAGUCAGCAAAACUGCCAAUCACCCCCAGAUGGCAUCUGCCCUACUCACCUGGGGAAUCCAACUUCUUGAAGCCUGCCAGGCACAUGCUACACUCUUUGAGAUUAUGCAGAGAAUCGUUCAAAUCGAUUUGGGUCGAUUGGAAGCUCUGCGGAGCGACGAGAGAGCACGCGCUGACCUCAGUCCCUCGUUUCAAUCCACCCUGCAUUACCUUCAAGUUAUCUGCAUGACGGCCUCUAAUAACAAGGAGAUUCUGGAGAUCAACGGACAACUGGCCGAUUUCAUAUCCCGAUUGUUUGCUAUUUAUGUUCACUUUCGACGCUUGAUUGGGGGGACAUUUCCGGUUCUCCGUGGGUUCGUCCGAUGUCUAAGAAACCUUGUAAUUGAAAGUAAUGCGGUGGAUAGCCAAAUUUUGGAAGUUCUAGACAAGGAAUACCAUCCUAUCUUUGAUGAGAUGAUGACGGGACCUUCUACUGGGGAGACGUUACCCUCUCGUACCCGAGAGAUUUUACAAUUGAUUCAAUGUCCUUCAGCAGCACAGGUUUCGCAGUUAGUACUCAAAUAUUGGGAAGAAUAUCGAUCGGACAUGGAUUGGGGAGCAGUGCUGUGGAACUCAUUGAUAGCUGCAAUCAAGAUCCAUUCCCAGGAAGAAUUCGAUGAACCCCUCUUGAAAAACAUCGGUGAAGGCGUCCAGAAUCCGUACGAAAAUUGGGCCCACUUUCGGGAGAUAAUCAUGCAGUUUUGUGAAGAUCUCGACGUGCUCUAUGAAGAGGGAUUAAUUGGUUGUCUCAUCAGAGCUGGAUAUGUCAACUAUCCUCAUCCAGACGAUGAAGCACUAUUUUCCCAACCAGUUCCUACCUCUGAUGUCAAAAUGACAUCUGAGGAGGAGGAAGGCGAAGAGAGUGAAGAGAUAGUGAUGGGGGGCCCAAGCCUGAAAUCUCUCUUCUUUCACAAUCAGCGGUCUCUCUGUCGAAACAUUCGUCUUUUACUCGUUGAGCUCAUGUCUUGUGGUCUGAUCAGCAUCGAAGUCGGCCUCGAAGAAUAUGUGAUACGUCCCCUGGCUGAUGACGUACCCCAGCUGUUGGUGAACCUAUGCGGAGAUAAUAGUUCUGAUACUCAACGUGCAUCUCAUACGACUCAAGCAGAGGAAGCAUUACGUCAAGUCAAAGAGAUCUAUGAACUCGUCAACGAAGCCCUUUGCGAGCAGCAGGUAGAUCGACGUGCUUUUGUUUCACAAUCUCCAGGCAAAGAAUCCGUGGUGAUGAUGACCCCGUCACACUCUCGCUCGGACGGUCACUCGAGUUUCACAAACCAAGGUACCCCCGAAGUUUCAUUCAAAUCGAAAGAUGUAGAACACGCGAUUGAGGAAUACGUUAGAGCUUGGAAAUUGCACGUCGAACGGAAGCUCUGGUUCGAGCAGAGUGAUGAGGGAUCGGCAUUUUGCAGUCGUCUGCUAUUAUCCUUACUGAUUUCGAUCAAAACCGUUUCGGAACUUUCCUUCGAUCCUGAUGGCCAAGAAAACCCCAGCAGUCAACAACAAGAGUCGUUCGAGCAGCUGAUCACCAAAAUCCUGGAUGUCUUUGAAAGUCUGCGUGGUACUGUUUGUCGAGGCUCGAGCCUCCUUCGACGUCAGAUUCCUGCUCAGUCUGCCGUGUUCUUGAAUCCGAUCUUGGAAUUUGUUAAACAGAAUGAUUUGGGUACCAUCUUUCACACAAAGUUAAUUCAUUCGAUCGAUGAGCUGUUACCCUAUUCCCAGCCCAUUGACCUUGUCAAUCAGAAGUAUCCUUACUUAGAAUCCAUCUUCAAAGCAACUUGUAUUUUUAAUCACGCGGCUCGUACCAGACAAUUUCAAUUGCACAUACGUCUUCUGAUGUCAAGUAAUCCUCCUCAGAUGUCAGCCAGCAAAGAAGCAUCAGUCGAUCUGGCCAGUACUCUAGGAUCACUUGUAGAAGUGAUGGCUAAGCGACUGCAUUUAACCGACUCGAAAGAUGCUUCACCCUUCUUUUUAGAAUGUCUUCCGGCACAGGUGGCUGAAGCUUUGAUCAUCAAAUUAUCGUUGUAUUUGGGCAUGUCAAUUUGUAAACUACUCGGACCCAAUCCCAGCGACUCGGCGCUCGAGGUUCUUCGGAUCCACCACAUCUCCAGAUGUAUUACCACCCUGACCAAUCAGCUCACUAUCCGAACAUACCAAUCCAACGACGAUAUAACAAGUAAGGUGGUCGGCGGUUCUGGACCACUCGGCUGCAAUGCGACGGUUGAAUCUUACAUGUCCUAUUGGCAGCAGUUGAAAUCGGGACUGUCACUUCUCAACAACCGGCUCACUACUUCUGACCCAACCACGCUGAGCCCCAAGCGCCUGGAAUAUCGGAUCAUCCGCGCUCUCUUACACUCCAUCCAGGUCAUCCUUUGGUCAUUGCCCGGACUGACCCAGCAUCUAGGAGCCCUCAAACAGAUGAUUGCUGAGAUUUGGAUCGAAAUUGCACUGCGGGUCCAAGGUGACUCUGCCUUACAGAAUCAGAUUAUGGACACUAUCAGUGUCCUACUUUUUCCUACAGUCCCGGAUGAUUCCUGCCUAACAGCAACAGUAGGGAUACUUCGGAAACGAUUUCGUUGGCUAUAUCUGCCGAUUCUCAACUUGGAUGAUGGGUCCAACUUAGUCCCAAGCAAUCGACUGAAAUAUCUUCUUGGCUCUUCUCUCCGUGGCUCCAGUACGCUCUUUCAAGAGCGACUUGCAGAUGGAGCAGUGAAAUUUGUGGAGGAGAAACCGUGGGAAGAGUUGGAGAAGAUGGAUCUCUCUGGGCCUGGGUUCAUCAGCAUCGAUGCUUUGAAGUGUCAGACGUUGAGCCAUAUCGAGCAGAUCCCUGAGCCGAAAAGAGUGGUGAGCAGACCGCCGAAAUCCAAGCGUGGAAACGGCGAUGGAGAAGAAACGAUGGCAGAGGACAUCGAACCCGGUGGUGAAAGAGGGUCUGAUCAGCAGAUGGCAGGCGCACAUGCCUUGGAAGAAGAAGAAGAAGAGAAUGAAGAAGAAGAAGAAAUCAUUCGAGGUGAACGUCACUGCUUUGAACACGAGCUGGCGACGGAUGGGCUAUCAACGAUGCCGCUUCAUUUCCUAAGAUCGCUCUUCCCACCCGCAAGUCGACUAACCGGGGGAGAUUGGCAAGUAACACAGGAGCAACAGAAGCUUCUCCAAACCCAUCAAGCCGAACAAACUCGCAUACAGCAACAACAACAGCAACAACAACAACAAGGCUCCUCGAUGGAAGUUCAGGCUGAGCCGGAGUCUGGUCGGACUAGGAAGCGCAAGGGCUUGGGACUCUCGCCCAUGCCCGUCGAUCUUGCCACCUCUUCGUCCUCCGGGCCCACCCUGCGCUCCGCUAGAAGCACUCGCAAGAAGAGCUCCGCCGCUGCCCCGGUCAAUCCCCCUCCGACUACUGCCUCUACCUCCAAACGUGCUAAGAAACGUUGACUUGCUUGGGUUCAUCAUCAUCCCUCAAUCCGUCCCCCUCGUCGUGUGUUUUUCGUUAUGUCGUAGUCUUGUAUCUCUCCUCGGCCCUCUUGCUCUAUUCUGUGUAUGUAUUGGUUGGCUUUCAUACUUCCUGCUCGCCCCGUCAAUUGGUUCAUGUUCUAGUUUAAUCUUGUAUUCAUUCACGACUUAUUGCACUAUACUUGCCAGUCAAUAAUAGCUCCAAUUCCUGCAUCCAUGUUGGAUGUCCUUAGCCGCCGCAGUACUUUUGAGUGCAUUCUUGAUCAACUCAGCGCAGCUGAAACAACUUCUUUGGAUCUUGUUUUUUUGUUUUUGCAUGUAUAUUUUGGGGAUCUGGAACUAUGGUUCUACGUGUGUGUGUGUGUUUUAGCUUUCUGGGGACAUAAGAAGGGGGAAUUGCUGAGUAAAAAAUCGAUGGGGAG
Messenger RNA from Puccinia graminis f. sp. tritici CRL 75-36-700-3, 5985 nucleotides. RefSeq lists its product as uncharacterized. The coding region runs from base 8 to 5545 and encodes 1845 amino acids. The record is from RefSeq and is a predicted model, not a curated record. The transcript is spliced from 15 exons. Gene Ontology annotation, biological process: regulation of transcription by RNA polymerase II. Gene Ontology annotation, cellular component: mediator complex. Lineage: Eukaryota; Fungi; Basidiomycota; Pucciniomycetes; Pucciniales; Pucciniaceae. Gene Ontology annotation, molecular function: transcription coregulator activity.